This is a messenger RNA of Lathyrus oleraceus (garden pea), 2391 nucleotides long. RefSeq lists its product as uncharacterized. Bases 1 to 2391 code for a protein of 796 amino acids. The record is from RefSeq and is a predicted model, not a curated record. Gene Ontology annotation, biological process: DNA integration. NCBI's taxonomy places the organism in Eukaryota, Viridiplantae, Streptophyta, Magnoliopsida, Fabales, Fabaceae. The transcript is spliced from 3 exons. Gene Ontology annotation, molecular function: nucleic acid binding; zinc ion binding.
AUGGCCGGAAGAAACGCUGGGAGGAAUGAUGAGGCUCUUGCUGCAGCUAUGCAGGCAAUGGUUCAGGCAUUCCAGAACCCACCCAAUGCUGACGAGAACGUGGGGUCUCGUAGUCUGGCGACGUUUCAGAGGGAGAACCCACCUACUUUUUUGGGUAGUUAUGAUCCUGAAGGAGCCUUGGCUUGGUUGAAGGAGUUUGAAAGAAUCUUCAGAGUGAUGGAUUGCACUCUUGUGCAAAAGAUCCGUUAUGGAACUCAUAAGCUGUCAGGUGAAGCCGAUGAUUGGUGGGUGGACACUCGUCUAAGGUCAGAAACUGCGGGCGAGGAGAUUACUUGGGAAGUGUUUCGUAGAGAAUUUUUGAGGAAGUAUUAUCCAGAAGAUGUGCGAGGAAAGAAAGAGAUUGAAUUCCUCGAGUUGAAGCAAGGGAACUUGUCAGUCACGGAGUAUGCUGCUAAGUUCACUGAAUUGGCUAAGUUCUAUCCUCACUAUGAUGGAGCCAAUGCCGAAUCCUCUAAGUGCAUCAAGUUUGAAAACGGAUUGCGUCCGGAAAUUAAGAAAGCUGUGGGAUAUCAAAAGAUUUGCGUCUUUGCGGAUCUGAUUGAUAGUUGUAGAAUCUUUGAAGAGGACAACAAUGCACAUUAUAAGAUCUUGUCUGAGAAGAGAGGAAGGGGCCAACACAACCGUGGUAAGCCAUAUGAAACUCCGGUUGGAAAAGGGAAACAGAAAGUGAUUCCGGGUCGAAGAACAAGUGGGGGAGAUGCUCCUGCUAAUGUUAUCUGUUUCAAGUGUGGAAAGUCGGGUCAUAAGAGUAAUGUGUGUAGGCUUUGUGAAACGAGAUGUUUCCGUUGUGGUAUGUCGGGACAUGCGGCUCGUGAUUGUAAGCAGAAGGAUGUUGUUUGCUUUAACUGUGGGGAAGGAGGACAUAUCAGUGCUAAAUGUCAGAAGCCAAAGAGGGGACAAGAGAGUGGUAAAGUGUUUGCUUUGUCGGGAACUCAGACUACAAAUGAAGAUGGACUUGUUCGAGGUACUUGUUUCAUUAAUAAUAUUCCUUUAAUUACUAUUAUUGAUACCGGUGCCACACACUGUUUUGUUGCUGCGGUGUUGCAAUGGGAAGCUCCUACGUCAGUUACCGAGAUAAGAAGUUUCCUAGGCUUGGCAGGUUACUAUAGGAGGUUUAUAGAAGGCUUUUCUAAGUUGGCACUUCCUUUGACUAAGUUAACUUGUAAGGGUGCUGCUUUUGUGUGGGAUGUACGAUGCGAAGAAAGUUUCCUUGAGUUGAAGAAAAGGUUGACAACGGCUCCGAUUUUGAUUUUGCCAAAUCCCGAGGAACCGUUUGUGGUUUAUUGUGAUGCUUCGAAGAUGGGAUUAGGAGGUGAGCUUAUGCAGAAUGGUAAGGUGGUUGCUUAUGCUUCUAGACAAUUGAGGGUUCAUGAGAAGAACUACCCUACGCAUGAUUUGGAGCUUGCGGCGGUUGUGUUUGUUUUGAAAAUUUGGAGACAUUACCUUUAUGGAUCUAGAUUUGAAGUCUUUAGUGACCAUAAAAUCUUGAACAUUGGAGAGGCUCAGAAGUUGGAUAUGAAACUUGUUAAUGUGAUCAUUGGACUCGGACAAUCUGAGAAUGAGGAUUUCAAAUUGGAUGCACAAGGUGUGUUGAGGUUUCGUGAUAGGAUUUGUGUUCCUGAUGAUGUGGAUUUAAAAAGGAUGAUCUUGGAAGAAAGCCAUAGGAGUAAUUUGAGUAUUCAUCUCGGAGCGACUAAGAUGUACCAAUAUUUGAAAAGAUUAUUUUGGUGGUCGGGAAUGAAGCGUGAAGUAGCUCAGUUCGUGUAUGCGUGCUUGACUUGCCAGAAAUCAAAGGUGGAGCAUCAGAAACCUGCGGGGUUGAUGCAACCGCUUACGAAGUCGGCUCACUUUAUUCCUAUUAACAUAAGUUAUCCGGUGUCGAAGUUGGCGGAGAUUUAUACCAAUGUUAUUAUGAAGCUGCACAGUGUUCCUCUUUGUAUUGUUUCGGAUAGAGAUCCGAGGUUCACUUCAGAAUUUUGGAAGAGUUUGCAAGAAGCUUUAGGUUCCAAGUUGAGGUUGACUUCUGCGUAUCAUCCUCAGACGGAUGGUCAAACGGAGAGGACUAUCCAAUCCUUGGAAGAUUUGUUAAGGGUGUGUAUUCUUGAACAAGGAGGUUCAUGGGAUACUCACCUUCCGUUGGUGGAGUUUACUUACAACAAUAGUUACCAUUCAAGUAUUGGAAUGGCGCCUUUUGAAGCUUUGUAUGGGCGGAGGUGUAGGACUCCGUUGUGUUGGCAUGAAUCUGGUGAAAGUGUGGUACUUGGACCCGAGAUUGUUCGAGAAACUACCAAGACGGUUAAGAUGAUUCGGGAUAAGAUGAAGAUUUCUUAA